GCAGACCCGGGCACGGCACCGAGCGCGGCGCGCAGGAUUACGGCUCUGGAAGCGGGAGGCAGCAGGAGGAUUAGCAGGGAAGGGCAGAGGGAGCAGGAUUUAUCAGCUUUUCAGAUAUGCAUUACGGCCUUUUGUAAUAUUUCACUGGAUUGUACAGGACUUUGCCUGGCUACAACAGGGGCUCCUCAGCCACAAAAGAAAGGUUUCAGCAUCGGCGGCUCGGCAGCUCGGCAGGGCACGAUGAAGGCGCCAGCCCUGGAGCCCACGGAGCCCCUGGGGCAGCCAGGCGCCUGAGGCUGGCACCAGUGCCACACCAGGCUGGUCUCUGCUGCAGACAGCUGGGAGGAGCUUUUCACCAGGAGAAGGCACCCAAGGGAUGGGCUGAACAUAUGGGAGGAAUGAGUGUCUGGCCAGGCGAAGAUUUGGAGGCCUGUUGGGAAGCGUGAAGGGCCAGUUUCAGUAAGGGCAUGGCCAAAGCUUUCUUCAGGCUACAGAAGUUUCUCCGUCGGAUCCAGUUUCUGCUCUUCUUCCUCACAGCAGCUUACCUGAUGGCUGGCAGCCUCUUGCUACUGCAGCGGACCCGCUUGGUUCUGCAGCAAGGUCCCCGUGGGACCCCCAGUAACCAGGCCCUGCCGGUGCCCGAGGAGAUGAGCAGGGUUGGGAUGGCAGAGCCCAGGAGCCUGCAGAAGCCCCGGCUGCUGGUGGGCACGGAUGCGCUGCAGGAGCCGGCCCUGGGCCAGCAGCACAGCCCGCGCUGGCUCGUGUCCCGCAAUUCGGAGCUCAGGCAGCUGAGGAGAAGGUGGUUCCACAGGUUCAGCAGCGACCAGCAGGAGCCCCUGCAGACAGCAGGUUUUAAAGCAAUGAAGCACACUGCUGAGCACAAAGGCACCUACAUGGGCUGCUUCACUCACGAUUCGAGGGAAAGGACACUGAAGGGAGCUGUCUUUUAUGACUUAAGAAAAAUGACAGUAGGUCACUGUCAGGAAGCUUGUGCUGAGAGAGCUUACAGCUACGCAGGCCUGGCGUUCGGAGCAGAGUGCUACUGUGGGAACACGCUGCCGGCCGCCGCCGCCAAGGCCGAGGAGUGCAGCAGCGAGUGCAAGGGCGAGAAGGGCUCCGUGUGCGGAGGGCUGAACCGGCUCUCGGUCUACAGCGUGGAGCAGCUGCGGGCAGGAGCCAGGCCACUGCGGAGGAAUGUUAUCUAUCGAGGAUGUUUUAGAGCUCCAGAAAAUUUAACAGACACCUUUUCAGCCUCUUUGAUACAGCCCAAUUUGACGGUGGAGAUGUGCUCUGAAUUUUGCUCCAAGAAAGAGUUCCCGCUGGCAGUGAUCCGAGGGCAGGAAUGCUACUGUGGAUACCCCACCAGGCGCUUCUCGCUGCGCGAGGGCACGGACGGGCGGCGCUGCGGCGGGAGCCACAACGCCAGCAGCGCGGCUGGGGGAGCCUACUGCCUGGUCUAUCAGACACCUGUGCAAGACACCCGCUGCACAGACAGGAAAUUCUUAACCACCAAAUCCAAAGUGUUUGUUGCUUUGUCAAGCUUUCCUGGGGCUGGGAAUACAUGGGCACGCCAUCUGAUAGAGCAUGCCACAGGAUACUACACAGGAAGUUAUUACUUUGAUGGAGCCCUCUACAACAAAGGUUUUAAAGGAGAAAAAGACCACUGGAGAAGUAGAAGGACCAUCUGUGUGAAAACACAUGAAAGUGGCAAGACAGAGAUUGAAAUGUUCGACUCGGCGAUCCUGUUGAUAAGGAACCCAUACAAAUCACUGAUGGCAGAGUUCAACAGAAAAUACGCCGGGCAUCUGGGCUAUGCCACUGACCGCAACUGGAAGAGCAAAGAGUGGCCAGAUUUCGUGAACAGCUAUGCCUCCUGGUGGGCCUCCCAUGUCCUGGAGUGGCUGAAGUAUGGGAAGCGCCUGCUCGUUGUCCAUUAUGAGGACCUGAAGCAGAGCCUCAUCCCCAAGCUGAAGGAGAUGGUGGAGUUUCUGAAUGUGACAGUGACAGAGGACCGGCUGCUCUGUGUGGAGAACAACAGGGACGGGAAUUUCAAGCGGUCUGGUGCUAAGCAGAAGAAUUUUGAGCCAUUCACCCAGGAAAUGAAAGAUCUUAUCAACAGAUACAUCCUGACAGUGGAUGAAGCCCUAAAGGGAAGAAACUUCUCUGGGCUGCCCAGGGAGUAUGUGCCAAGAUGAUAGGCUGCUAUCACAUUGCUGUGGUUAAAAAUGAAGUGGUUUUUUUUCUUAAAAAAAAGGAAAAAACAAAAAAAAACAAAAAAAAACAAAAAAAAACAAAAAAAAAAAAAAAAAACAAAAAA
This is a messenger RNA of Melospiza georgiana, 2317 nucleotides long. It is a transcript of the gene WSCD1, whose product is annotated as WSC domain containing 1. The record is from RefSeq and is a predicted model, not a curated record. Lineage: Eukaryota; Metazoa; Chordata; Aves; Passeriformes; Passerellidae. Bases 468 to 2195 code for a protein of 575 amino acids. The transcript has 9 exons. Gene Ontology annotation, molecular function: sulfotransferase activity.